Diachasma alloeum is the source of this 1809-nucleotide messenger RNA. Its product is annotated as homeobox protein invected. Lineage: Eukaryota; Metazoa; Arthropoda; Insecta; Hymenoptera; Braconidae. Gene Ontology annotation, cellular component: nucleus. Gene Ontology annotation, biological process: regulation of transcription by RNA polymerase II; multicellular organism development; neuron differentiation. Gene Ontology annotation, molecular function: DNA-binding transcription factor activity, RNA polymerase II-specific; RNA polymerase II cis-regulatory region sequence-specific DNA binding. The transcript is spliced from 3 exons. The record is from RefSeq and is a predicted model, not a curated record. The coding region runs from base 1 to 1809 and encodes 602 amino acids.
AUGGAGAUUGUGAAUCACCGUGUGGUAUCUCGAGCCGAGGGAAAUCAUGAUCAGAGAAUCAAGAAAUCCAAGAAAGAUGAGCGCGAUCUGUCGGACUGUGAGAGUGAGACGAGCGAAGUGUUGAGCGUCGGCAGUGAGCCGACACCAGGUACCGAUGGUGUUGUAGUCGAGCCGCAGGACUACGAGACAGCGCGAUACCUGGAGAAUCCAUUGUCACGAUUGGAUUACCAAGAGGAGCGUAGAUUAGGUGUUGUAUCGUCGCGUUCGCCAUCGCCAUCGCCAUCCAACGAUUCCGGUAGUUGCAAUAUUCCCCAGAGCCCAGCGAGCUAUUGUAGCCCCCAACUGGCCCCAUCAUCGCCAACGGCCUCGUCCAUAAGAUCACCGGCAUCAUCGAGUGCCACUGCCUCAUCGCCCGGCAGAUCGGAUACGAUUCAAGAGGGAAUCAUAGCGGCAAGGUACCAAACAGCUCAUCAAUCCUACUCCCAACACUUAUUAACAAGAUUUACACGUGAAUCUGAUCUCGGUGAUUAUCCGUCCGGUACCAAGAUACCCCUGAAUCAUGAAUUACCAUAUCAAAGUGUGGAGAGACUGCACAGAACACCGAUAAGCCUUCCACUAGCAACUAGACUCUCCCUGUCACCGCCAUCGAGUACAACAGUCAAUGGUCUCCAGGCAACUGGCCCACCAGCAGGCUUUCAUCAAAAUUGUCGUGAAAGCUCCCUACUUGCUCAUUCAGCUCAUCUCCACACAGCGGCCCAUCCCCUCAUUCAUCAGUCAUCGCAAGUGCAGCAUGUACCAGCGACAACGCUACUUCAUCAUCAUCAUCAUCAUCAGCUCUCUCAUUACAAUCAGCCACAAUCUCAUAAACACAAUCACCAGGUACAGCACAGAUUGUCCGUCAGUAAAUUACUUCAAAAUUCACCAAUCAGGGAGUCAUCAAGUCCAGUAUCGCCCAUUCGCGAUGACACAAUAAUGAGAAGUAAUAUCUCACCCGCAAACAAUAGUCUUCAAAUCAACAACAACAAUAGUCAUCAUCGAAAUAACAACAACAACAAUAGCAACGAAAAUAACAACAGCAAUAAUAACAACAACAAUAAUAGCAAUGAUAACGAUAAUAUUCAAGGGAAUUUGAAGUUCAGUAUAGACAAUAUAUUGAAAGCUGAUUUUGGAAGGAGAAUAACAGAUCCGAUAUCGUUGAAAAAAUCGCGACCCAAGAAAGUUGUUCAUCGGCCGAUUGAUCUCACCAAAGACUUCCUCGAUUCGUCCUCGGAAAAUUCAGACAGGGGGUCUGAAUCGGCAAAUGUAACAAAUCCAUCGCCAGUGACAACGACCUCGGGUACAGGAGCGUUAAAUGGUACAUCAGCGAGCAGUGGAUCUGACACAUCUAAGCCGAUGCUGUGGCCAGCCUGGGUUUACUGCACGAGAUACUCGGAUCGGCCAUCCUCUGGACGAAGUCCGAGAACGAGGCGGGUGAAGAGGUCGAUUGACACGAAAGCCGCUGGUUCAACACCCGAAGAGAAAAGGCCGAGGACUGCAUUCAGUGGUGAUCAAUUAGCAAGACUAAAACGUGAAUUUGCUGAGAAUCGAUAUCUCACGGAGCGUAGACGACAGCAAUUGUCUAGGGAUUUGGGUCUCAAUGAGGCGCAGAUAAAAAUUUGGUUUCAAAAUAAGAGGGCGAAAAUUAAAAAAGCCAGUGGCCAGAAAAAUCCACUAGCACUUCAGUUAAUGGCACAGGGACUCUAUAAUCAUUCAACUGUGCCACUCACUAAAGAGGAGGAAGAGCAGGCUGCAGAACUCCAAACUAAGUGA